AGGUGGAGUGAGCGAGAAAGGGGUUGAAGGAGACAUGACAAAAUAUCAAACGAGAGAAAGCACGCAGUAUCAUGCGAGCUAAAUGUGUAACCGCUGGAAUUGAGGAUGUCGGAUUAAUGGUGACUAUCAUAACCCGUUUUCGCAGAGGAAGCUUUUCGACUGGAACUUUGGAGCAGAGGGUCCGCGUGGAAACAUGGCCGAAGGAGGGGCGGGUAAAGGUGGCGGAGAAGACCCCGCCAAGUUGACGGAGCAGGAAGAGCGAAUUUGGCCUCAGCCUCUGUCGGGAGCAGGCCACUGCAAGUGGUUCAAUGUGCGAAUGGGGUUUGGAUUUAUAUCAAUGACGAGCAGCGAGGGGAGCCCUGUAGACCCACCUCUGGACGUAUUCGUCCACCAAAGUAAGCUGGUCAUGGAAGGCUUCCGCAGCCUGAAGGAGGGUGAGCAGGUGGAAUUCACCUUUAAGCAGUCUUCCAAGGGCCUGGAGUCACUGCGGGUGACGGGGCCUGGCGGGGGGCCGUGUGUGGGCAGUGAGAGGAGACCCAAAGUGAAGGCCCCGCCCCAGAAAAAUCGCAAACCAAAGGGAGACCGCUGUUACAACUGUGGAGGACUGGACCACCACGCCAAGGAGUGCGGCAUGCCCCCCCAGCCAAAGAAGUGCCACUACUGUCAGAGCAUUGCGCACAUGGUGGCCCAGUGUCCCCACCGGGCCCAGGACCCACCACACCCCUCUACCUCCACCCAGCUGCGCCCGCCCGACGAGGAGGAGCGCCCGGGCACAUCCCCCCUCGAGGGCCCCUCGUCCUCCCCGGAGGAGCCACAGUCUUCGCAGCGCGGCGCCCCCCAGAGGAGGAGGAAAUAGAGGUGGAGAGGUGUGGCCCUGACCCUGCUGACUCCACCCCUAAUCUACCUCACACAAAAAUAUGGGGGGAGGGGGGCUCCUAUUUUAUGUCUCGGACCAGCGCAGCUAUGGCAACUAUCAUCAGGGGUAUGGACGUGUGUGAAUGUGUGUUUGACGGACGGACAGACUGCCUGGCUGUUGUCUAGAGGUAGCUAUGGCAACCAUUGCUCGGGAUGCUGACACUCUUGCCGGCCGGUCGGUCUGUCUUUUGGCCCGUCUGUGGCUUUCCUCAGUGCAGCUCCGGAGUUUAGAAGGGCACCAGGGGUGCCUGUGAACCGGGGUUGGAUCACUGGUGUCGUCUGUGGUGAUUUGUGUGGAUGUUGCCCCACCCGGUUCCUAUUAACAUAGUAUCACAUUUCGGACAGCAUCAUGCCUCGCUCGAUUGCAUCUUUAAGAGUUUUAAGAAAGGAUGUGAUCGAAGCCAGUGUUUGCCCUGGUACACAUACACUUGGUUUAACUAAGUCCCCUCCUCACCUGGCCUUUGGUGGUUUGAACUUGGUGUGCAAGUGCUAAGGCCCCCUUUGGUUCCUCAAGACCAAAAUGAACAACCCUGAUAGGGCCCUCUAUCGAAACAUUUUAAUCACCAGUCAGAAGUCAUAUUUUCCUUUUAGUAUUCUUUUGCCCGUGAUAAAUCAUGCCUUUAGCCGGACCUCACUUUUACAAAUCAGGUUUAAGGUUAGGGAUUACAGAAAAUUACAUUUUUAGGGAAGUAAAUAUUUGUCUGUGUGUGUGUGUGUGUGUGUGUGUCAUACCCUGGUCUCAUCUUUGCUGAGAAUUUACCCAUUGGACAUCAUUUGUCAUGUGAUACCUUAACAAUGUCAUUUUCUGGUACUAAAAAUUUUUCUGAGGAUUUUAUUGAAAUAGAUUACAACAUUUCUCUUUGACAACCUGGUAAAGAUGAUGUCAUAUUAUUUAUCUAGUCAGAUUAGGUAUAUCACAACUUUUUUUUAAAUUCUUUUUUUUAUAAAUAUAACUAGGAGGUUAACAAAAUGUCUUAUAAAACCAAUGAAUAAUAACAUUGUUGGUACCAGUUUCCAUUUAAGAAAAGUUUUCUGUACCACAGAAGUUUAGCUUUUCAGGUUCAUUGGUUUGGACUGCAGACUGCAUAGUAUAGAAUCCCGGCAUAUGUGCUAGUUUGGAACGUGUGUGCACGUGUGUGCACGUGUGUGCACGUGUGUGCAUGUGUGUGUGUGUGUGUGUGUGUGUGUGUGUGUGUGUGCAUGAGACAGAGGGAAAGACAUUCCUUUUGUAAAACAACAGUGGUAGAAGAGCAGUUUUAUCUAACCUGCAGCUGACUUUAUAAUCACAAUUUUUUUUCAUGUAACCCUGAAUAGAUAUGCCUUAGAUAAGAAACAGUAAAAUACAUCAAAAAUGUUAACUUCAAAAACAUAAAAAAAAACAUUAUUUAAUUGGAUAUCUAGUAUCAACAGAGGUGUAAAAUAUACAAAGUAAAAGCACUUGGCUAGGUUUCUGCAGAGUUCACUAGUUUAGAGAAGUUUCUAACUAAGAUCUAAAUGACAGAGUUAUGGCUGUUCAUAACCAACGAAUCAUCAAUGAAAUUAAAAGGAAGAAUAAAAAGUAUCAAUGAAGGUCAUUGGUUAGUUAUGAACUCCUUUUACCUGGCUAUUUAACUUAGAAUUAUGAACUUCCCAAAACUGGUGAACACAUCUGAGCACUUUUACUUGCUACUUUUCACACCUCUUAGCAUCUAUGUUUCUAGAUAUAGGUUUCAGUUGUUGGAUAAUUAGUUGAAGAUGGUGUCACAGUUUACAAUAUAGGUCACAAUAUAAGUAGUUAAUAUAUGUAUGAAUAGCAUAUUAUUAAAAUGGUAUAACUUUAAUAAGUAUAUAUUAACUCAUUUUUGACAAAGAUAAAAGCACAGUGUUUUUGUACGAUUUUGAUUUGUCAAUUUAACACAUGAUUUUGUCAAAGCACCUCUUCCUUUUACCUAUGUGACAUUACAUCCUGUUAAUUCAAUGCCCCUCCCCUCAGAAUAUGAAUAGUUAUCUACAUUUAUGUAAUCAUCCCUUCGUUUGCCUUAUCAAUAUACAGUGGGGAGAACAAGUAUUUGAUACUGCCGAUUUUGCAGGUUUUCCCACUU
Esox lucius (northern pike) is the source of this 2996-nucleotide messenger RNA. It is a transcript of the gene lin28b, whose product is annotated as lin-28 homolog B (C. elegans). Gene Ontology annotation, molecular function: nucleic acid binding; zinc ion binding. The coding region runs from base 194 to 856 and encodes 220 amino acids. NCBI's taxonomy places the organism in Eukaryota, Metazoa, Chordata, Actinopteri, Esociformes, Esocidae. The transcript has 4 exons. The record is from RefSeq and is a predicted model, not a curated record.